Molecule: messenger RNA, 3351 nt
Organism: Lingula anatina
Lineage: Eukaryota; Metazoa; Brachiopoda; Lingulata; Lingulida; Lingulidae
Biological process (GO): regulation of apoptotic process; protein phosphorylation
Molecular function (GO): protein tyrosine kinase activity; ATP binding
Source: RefSeq, a predicted model, not a curated record
AAAUCUGCCUUGAAGUCAGCUGCUGGGGAGAAAGCUACACGAGCCAAAUUGGUAGCAAAAAAAUUUCGACGACAGUCCACUUCCAAUUACCCAGUCAUACAGGUAGAUGGCACUGAAUUUUGUAAAGUUGAAGAAAAUGCUAUAUGCCUUAAAGAAGGAACACCACUCCUGAUAGAACACAGCGGUGACUAUCUGAGAGACCAACCACCUGCAUGCAUUGCCUAUGAUUUAGAUGGGAGAUCUUUUUGCAUUCCAGCUUCAAAGGUUUCUCUUUAUGGUGGACCUGAAAAAGAACCAUGGUUCUAUCCCAUUCGCAUUACUACCAAGAAUGCCACUUUUAUGCUUCAGCAAAGAAAACGAGAAGGCUGCUUCAUGGUCUAUCCCUCCUCCAAGAAUGAUGGUUAUUACCUAGCAGUUUGUGAUGAGUUUGGCCAAGUCUGGCCCUAUCCAAUAAAAGAAGAAGACAGAGAGUUUAGUCUUGGUGGAGAUUACCGCGUGUUUCCAACACUUAAGGACUUGGUGAACUAUUUCCGCUGCAGCAGAUAUGGACUUGUCACAAGACUGAGACGUCCAUUUAAAGAAGCCCACCUUGCCAUCACACCUGGUCAUCACUACCAGAAAUCCUUUGAGAUUGAAGAUGACCUCCAAGAAGGCACAAAGCUUGGAAAUGGGCAGUUUGGUAUUGUUGUCAAUGCUACAUUAAAAACCCAAGAUGUGGCUGCAAAAAUGCUCCAUACACAAGAUGUUUCCGAUUCAGCUGAGGAUGACUUUUUGAAUGAAGCACAGACCUUGAUGCGCCUAUGCCAUGAUCACAUAAUAAAGCUGGUGGGAGUUCGCUUUUCACAAGAACCAUUUGCCAUCGUUAUGGAGAAGAUGCCAUGUGGAAAUCUUCGACAAUGGCUGAAGAAUAAUGAAGUCUCAGAUCUGCCUUACUUCGAUGUCUUUGAGAACAUUGCAUCUGCUUUGAAAUACCUUGAGCGCCAGAGAUAUAUACUGCAUCGUGAUGUUGCAGCCAGAAAUGUCCUCCUCAAUGAAAGUUUCCAUGCAAAGUUAGCAGAUUUUGGGAUGGCAAGAUAUGUAGAAGAUGACCGCUACAGGGCUUGCAAAAAUGAAAAAAUCUCUGUGAAAUGGGCUGCACCAGAAGUAUUGGAAGAAGCCGUAUACAGCACAAAGUCUGAUGUGUGGGCCUUUGGCAUCUUUCUUUGGGAAGUUCUCAGCAAUGGGCAGCCACCAUAUCCAGAGAAGAACAACCGAGAAGCAGCCAUAUUUGUCAAACAGGGCAAAAUUAUGGACUUCCCUUCUACUAAAGGAAAGCUAAAUAAGAAAACACCUCUAGAAAAGGCAGAUCUUUUUUAUGACAUCAUGAAACAGUGCUGGCAUCCUUUGCCUGAAAACAGACCAACUUCCUCACAACUACAUGAAUUAGUAGCUCCAGCAAAGAACUACUAUCCAGUGGAUGGCACAGUGAGGCAAACAAAACUCAUGAGCAAGAAGAGUAACAAACCAUUGCCAUUGGUACCACAGACAGAUGAGAACCAUUUCUCCAAUGACGAAAAAGAUGCUGCAUCAAGAGGCCCACCUCCUCCACCUCCUAAGCCAAAACACCGUCUUCCACCACCUUUCCCUGGUACUAAACUCGUAAAUGAUGCUGCCAUUUAUGAUUCCGACUCAGACAGCCGAAAGAGUGAUGUGUUAGCAGAAGAAAAUUUAGGAGAACCUGCUGAUGAAUAUGCCUUGGACCAUUUUGAACUCCCAAAAGUUAGGGAGAAGCAAAAGAAGAAAUGGACACCCAAAAAAUUUUGGAAAAAAUAAUAAGUUUUAGAAAAACGUUCUUGGAUUUCCGUUGUUCUCCUCAUGGACAGAGAUUUUGCUGCAUCAGCAGUACUACCUAUUGAUUUUGCUUUUCAAAUAAUGUAAAUGAAAUUAUUUUUAUAGCCUCUUGUUUCAAGAUAAAUACAUUCCUAAAAAUGCAUCUUAUUAUUAUUAUUAUUAUUAUUAUUAUUAUUAUCUCAAAGCAUUGAAUAAUGACUUACAACUUUAGCUUUUAGCAUUUGUUUGUCAUCAAUUUUGUACAGCUAGGACUUGCUUUGCACGCCUUUAAUGAAAUAGAGUAGCCAGUAGAAAGUUUUGUGAAACAAAAAUUACAUAGCUCAUCUGUAUUGAUGAUAACUUUUCCCUGUAUAAUAGUCUCAAUUAAUUUUUCAUCUUAAUUAUGUUUUCAUUAUAUUUUUAUCAUUAUUGUUAGAAUAUUGAAUUGGUUGGAUUUUACCCAUUAUUAGAUAUCAAUUUGUAAGAGCCUUGAUUUGUAAACUGAAAUACAUUAUUAUAUUUUACAGUCCAGAUGUCUAGUCGGAAAAAGUGCUUUAUUUUAAUUAUGCACUGGAUGAUAAAGAUAUACAUAAUCAUCCAAGAAAGUAUUUGUUCAUUUGCACAAUAUAACUUUGCAUCAUCUUUUUUAUACCAAUUUGUUAAAUAUCCAAAUUCUUAUUUAAGGUGCUAUAUUAAAGCCCAGGUUUGGUUGGGCACACACUACUGUAAGGGGCGCUCCAUUUUUAUCCUCCCCCCUUCAGAGAGUACAAGGUGAAAAUCUAAAAUUUAUGACCUAUGACAGCAGUUAGGGUAUUCAUUUUUAUUAUUUUUCCAAAGUGUACGGUGGGCAUUACCACCCCACCCCCCUCCACUGUUUUGUUUGUAAACUUAUGAAAGUGAUAAUAAAAAUGGAUGACCCCUAAUGAGGCGGCUUGAUUGUACAAACAAUGUAAUUUCCCUGAGUAAUCUCCCAUCCACCACUUACUGUAUUUGUCCAGAUAAAGGAUUUCAGAGAGAUAAUGGGUAUUGCAAUCAAGCUGUUUUGUGCCAGUAUUAGACACCAGAUACAUCAUGGCUGGAUAUGACAGUGGAGAAUUUUUAUGAUGACCUAUGUUUUAAGAUGGAUAGAUAUGUGAUUUUAUUUUUCAACUUACAAUUAUUUUAGCUAAUUUUUAUGAAUCAACGAAUGCAAAGCUUUCAGUGGUAAUCAUACAAGGAUCAUUACUUUAAGAUAAGAUCUAAGAUAAAACAAAGUAAAUCAAAGACUAAUAUUUUUUAUGAAACUGCAGUAAAAUGCUUAUAUUUUUAUAUUUUAUAUUAUCAAAUGACAAACUGACCAAUAUUUCGCUAAAAUAUAUGAAAUUUAAUAUUUUGUCUUACUUUCAGCUGGGAAAUUUAAUGCUGGUUGCUGUUUAGUAAGAGUAUAUAUAUAUUAACAUUCUCAUACAUAUGAACAGUCCAUAUUUAACAACUUUCUCACAUUUUUACAAGAAAAGAUUGUAAACUUGAUUAUGAAUGUAAUAAAGGAACUGUAGAAGGCGA